This is a messenger RNA of Pangasianodon hypophthalmus (striped catfish), 1794 nucleotides long. RefSeq names its product cathepsin S-like. Gene Ontology annotation, biological process: immune response. Gene Ontology annotation, cellular component: lysosome. The coding region runs from base 225 to 1202 and encodes 325 amino acids. The transcript is spliced from 8 exons. Gene Ontology annotation, molecular function: cysteine-type endopeptidase activity. Lineage: Eukaryota; Metazoa; Chordata; Actinopteri; Siluriformes; Pangasiidae. The record is from RefSeq and is a predicted model, not a curated record.
AUUACUAUUAUUAAGAUUUUUUAAUGAUACCUGUAUAUAUGCAUGCCUGUUUUUUUUUUAAAGAACACUUCAAUAAAGCUAAACAUAUUCUAGAUUAAGAUAAAAAAAAGGAAAGGGAAAUGAAGGCAUGAGGGUGAGGUCAUUUCCUCCUAUAGCCUUAUAUACAUUGAGAACUGCAACCAGACUUAUAGUUUCUCUCUUCUGCAAACACAUCCACAGGUACGAUGAUGCGUGUCUUGCUUCUGGCUCUGCUGCUCUCUCAGGUUUGCUGUGAUAUGAAUCUAGACGGCUACUGGAAAUCCUGGAAAACUGAAUUCAAUAAAAACUACAGCAGUGUGAGUGAGGAAGCAUACAGGAGAGCAGUUUGGGAGCAGAAUGUUUUUAAAGUGAUGAAGCACAAUGAAGAAGCUGCAGCAGGACAACACACCUUUACCAUUGGGAUCAAUCACCUUUCAGACAUGACAACAGAAGAAGUCAGUGCUAAACUGAAUGGUCUGAGGGUGGAGAAUUUUUCUCCUCAGGAUGCUAAUGAGAAUUUCACCUUUCUGAGUGAUUUCUCCCUCCCUCCCAGUGUGAACUGGACUGAUGAUGGAUUUGUCAGCCCUGUGCGGAACCAGGGUGAUUGCAACGCAUGCUGGGCGUUCAGUGCUGUUGGAGCUUUAGAAGCUCAAAUGAUGAAAAAGAAGAGUCCGCUUGUUCCUCUGAGUGUUCAGAACCUGAUAGACUGCAGUAGUAUGGAGGGAAACCAUGGCUGCCAUGGAGGACUCAUGACUAAUGCCUUUAAUUACAUUAUAAACCACAAUGGAAUCAGCACUGAUGCUGACUACCCUUAUGAAGAAAAGGUCGGGUUGUGCCGUAAGCGUCCUAAACCUGCACGCUGUUCUGGUUUCCGGGUUCUUAAACGUUUGAAUGAGUUUGAGCUGCAGAAGGUAGUGGCUAAGAUUGGACCAGUUGCAGUGGGAAUUAAUGCGAAUGAGGUCACAUUUCACCAUUACAGUAAAGGUAUUUAUAAUUUCAUUUGCCAUAAUAACACAUUGAAUCACGCUGUUCUGGUGGUCGGAUAUGGAAAAGAAGAAGGGCAGCAGUACUGGCUGGUCAAAAACAGUUGGGGUGCUGAUUGGGGAGAGGGGGGCUACAUACGAAUGCUGCGAAACAAGAAUCAGUGUGGAAUCGGCAGCUAUAGUGUUGUCCCCAUUGUCUGAACUCAUUUCUCACAUAUCACAUUUAAUUUUUUUUAAACUUUUCUUGCUAUUAUAGACUAAUUCAAAAUUGUUUUUUUGAUUUGUAUGUUAGCUUCUGGUGGUGGUGAGGGAAAAAGUAUUUCUGUUUUUGGAAUGAACAAAAUCCAGAGUUGCUUAUAUUGUAUUGUAUACGUUCAUGUAAUCCAUUCCCCAAAUUAUUGAAAAUAAAUUUUUUAAUGUUGCUGUAUCCUGAUUAAUUCCUCCACCGUGGCUCCUCUCAUCUGCUGGACCUGAAUCAUCCUGAGCUCUGUUCUCUGAUCUCUGUUCCUAACCCUACAGUCACACAAGAAAGUGACAAGUUGCUUAUGUCACUUGUAGUUUAUCUCUCUUAUGGUGUGUAGUGACCACUACUGUUGUUGCUUGUGGGUAACUAUAUAAAACUUCUAAUGCUAAGAAAUUAAUGGUCAAUUAACUUCUUGUCAGUCAAUUGUCCAAAUACCUUUGAGCCCCUGAAAAUGGAGGUACUUUGUUGAAAAUGGCUGUAAUUCCUAAAUGGUGAAUGCCAUAUUUUUUGUAGGACCUCUUAAAAUAAAGCUGAAAGUCUACACUUCGA